UGUAUAUAAACGCCCCGACGCAGCUGCGCGUUGGGCACGGCUGAGAAUAAACCAGAUUGAUUUAACUCGUGUGGUUUGUUCUCGUUUGUCCCAGGAGUACUCCUUUGGUAACGCAUCUGAACAGCACACAGCGCAAUCCUAACAAUUUGGUGACCCCGACGUGAUACUCUCAAUCAGCAAGGUGUCGUGGUUCCUUGUGUCAGCCCGUAUAACACCCCAGUGAACCCGGUCCCAAAACCGGAUGGCACAUGGCGCUUCACUCAAGACCUACGUAAAAUAAAUGAACUCAUCGUUCCCGUGGCUCCAGUGGUCCCUGACGUUCCUUCUCUUAUGUCUUCUAUUCCGUGUGACCAUGCUUAUUUCUCUGUGAUUGAUUUGUGCUCUGCCUUUUACAGUGUUCCUGUGGGCCAUGAGACUCAGCCCCUGUUUGCUUUCACACACAGGGGAAGACAAUACACGUGGACGCGGUUGCCACAGGGUUUCAUUGACUCACCGGCGGUCUUCACUGCCGUAUUGCAGGACGCGCUGGCUGAUCUCUGUCUUCCCCGGGGCUCCACGGUGCUCCAGUACGCGGAUGAUCUCCUGGUAACGGCGGAGGAUCAAGACGCUUGUGCUGCCGCCACAUUGUCUCUCCUCACACUCCUGGCGCAGAAGGGUUUCAAGGUCUCCCGCACGAAGUUGCAGUUUUGCCUCACAACUGUUCGCUACUUGGGACAUGACCUCUCCCAGGGUUCCAGGAAGCUUAGCCCGGAACGCGUUAAAGUCAUUAUGGACACUCAGGCUGCGGAGCUCUAUGCUUUGACUCGCGCGUGUAUUUUGGCUCAAGACACAGACGUUACUAUUUACACCGACUCACGCUACGCUUUCGGCGUGGCGCACGACUUCGGCCGCAUUUGGGCGUCUCGGGGGUUUACGACAGCUGACGGUAAGCCCAUUUCUCAUUCUUCACUUGUUACUGAUUUAAUCACUGCCUGUCUCCUUCCGUGCACGUUGGCCAUUGUUAAGACACGCGCGCACACAAGAGGGGACUCAUUUGAAGUAAAGGGCAAUUCAUUCGCUGAUCGAGUCGCUAAAGCUGCAGCCGCAUCCGGUGUCCUGCCUCCAGGCUUUAACUGCGCUUUAGUUUCUACUGAUCGCAUGGUUAGCGCUGUCUUACCUGACAUAGAUCUCAUUUCCAUCCAGGCCUCGGCCUCUGUGGCAGAUACGCAGUUCUGGGACGCCCAGGGCGCGACAGAGAAGAGUGGCGUUUUGCUUGACGCACAGGGCCGUCUUUGUUUACCUCGUCACUGUACUCCCUUUCUCGUCCGCGAGUUCCAUGGUCCCACUCAUCGCGGCCGAAGAGGGGUAGUGGAGGAUAUGAACAGAACAUUCUGCAUCAAUAAUUUGCACACAGACGCACACAACAUUCUGGACAAGUGUUUAACGUGCGCCCAGAAUAAUCUAUCUAAACCAGGCGCGGUACAUCAGCACCUUCCCAUACCCGACACGCCUUUCCAAGAAUGGCAGAUCGACUUCACUCACAUGCCAAAGCAGGGCCCGUUCAAAUACCUUUUGGUCAUGAUUGACAAAUUUUCACGGUGGAUUGAGGCUUUCCCGUGUAGCAAAGAGAACGCCCGAACAGCAGUGAACAAACUUACACAGGAAAUUAUCCCACGUUACGGUCUUCCGGUAGGAAUUGACUCUGAUAAGGGAACGCCGUUCACCUCUAAGGUAACGCAGGAGCUAUGUAAAGACCUCAAGAUCAAUUGGCGUUUUCAUAUCCCAUACCAUCCACAGUCCUCUGGCAUUGUGGAGCGCGCGAAUAGAACAAUUAAGGGUAAGUUGCGUAAGGCUAUGCAAGACGCAGGCACGAAAAAUUGGGUCCAAGUUUUACCGUUGGUCCUUGCUGAUAUGCGCAUGACUGCUCAGGUCGCUCUCGACAAUUUAUCUCCGUACGAGCUCGUCAUGGGACUCCCCUUUCCUGUCCCUUGGCGUAGAGGCAUGCAGGUUAUAGGAACGGGUGAUCUUGAAGUACAUCUCAGCGAGUACGCGGUGGGUCUCAUGCGGGUGCUGGAUGAGUAUUGGGCGAGAGUAAAUUCCAAAAAGCCUCCCAUUCCAGAGGCACACACUCACCCCUUUGAGGUAGGGGACAGAGUUUUAGUAAAGAGAUUUGCUAAACUAAACGCUCCCAUGGAGGAGUCACCCUACAGUGGGCCCACCGAUGUACUCGCUGUAACUCGCACGGCUGUGCUAACGGACCUUUUUCCACAGUGGAUCCAUGCCAGCAGAAUAAAGAAGGCUCCAAUGUAAUAGACAUCUAUAUUGUUGAUGCUUAACAGACUUUUGUGUUUCAGAAAGUUGCUGUGACAAUAGCUGACGGCCUUUUCAGGGAUCCCCUUCCAGCAUCUGGAGCAAUCCAGUUUCGGCUGAUCUACAAAGAGGGGAUGGUUGGUGAGUCUUGCAAAGUUCUGGGCUGAAGAGUCUGAAAUGCACGGGAGCCUGUGACAUUUUUCGCCGUCUGCACCCUGUGAGCAUUAGAGAACAAAGUCAGUGACCAGUAUGACUUUCUUCAUCAUCGUGCUGAUCUCAACGCUUGGGGCAGGGUUACCCGCACAAGCAAUACACCGGGACCCAAGGAAUAACGAGUUUUGGAAAUAUGUAAACUUCACUGUAAAAACAUCAAUGAAUAUGAGUAAACCCUGCUAUGUGUGUUCUUUGUUACCCCAUGACAGCAGCGCUCCCUUUCCGGUCCGAAUAGCCCCGUCUAACUACUCUGAGGUUAAUAUGACAUGGCUCAGCCUGUGGCCCUCGUAUAAUCAAACUAAGGUUUUCCUGACAGACAAUACAGACCCAGAGGUAAGGUUGUCAAUACACUGGGAUACCUCUAUGAAUUAUUCAGUAUGCUUUCAUCGAUAUGAAGGUAACAGUACGGAAGUAGACCGAGAGGCGUUCAAUCACUGUAGUCUUUCGAACCCAACCGUAUGUAUCCGGAAAAAUGUUUCUUCCCCCUGGCAGAAAGGUCUACCUGGCUGCCGUUGUCAAUAUACCUUUAACCUGAAACAGGACACGGCGGGACGUACCAUGUUUAAUUCUGACCACCCGAUCUGGCUACCAGAUUGGUAUUGGGAUUGCGACCGGGGUAAGUUGUGGUCUUACCUUCCCUCUCUUCAACGCGGCCUGUGUGCCCUGGUUCAGGUCCAGCAUGCAUUUACUGUUGUGCCCGUCCCUGAGGUUCUCAAUACGGGCCGAAGGCGGCGAUCCGUAGACGACGAUUUUUUCCCGCCUCGUGAACAUCAAUUAGAAAGCAAAUGGAAUAAAUUUUGGCAAUCGUUGGUCCCACAAUACGGUCUAACACAGGUAUGGAACCAACUAGAAGUAACUCACUAUCGUCUUGCUACCUUUGUUAAUGCUACUAACGCCACUAUGGAAGGCAUCCGCGUCGAACUAACGGCGCUGCGCUUAAUGACAACCCAGAAUCGAAUGGCUUUAGACAUACUUCUCGCUAAAGAGGGCGGUGUUUGUGCAAUGAUAGGCGACUCUUGCUGUACCUUCGUUCCUAAUAAGGACGACGAAAGCUUCAGGGAGAUUGCAAAACAAUUAGGAAAGAUGCGACAGGUAGCUCACGAUUUACAUAUGGACGAGCAAGCUAGCUCGCCCUGGGGAUGGGGGUGGUUGCACGUUUUGUUCGGAGGUCUGGCUCCUUAUAUCUCUAUGAUCAUUCCCGUUGUGUUUAUUGGCCUUCUGGUAUGCCUGUGUGGCCCGUUUCUUUUCCGUUGUUGCAUGGAUCGUAUAUAUAAUAUGAUGAUCUCGCACACAGGUUAUGUCCCUGUGUCGGCCACGACUGGGGUGUGAAUAAUACUCUGGGCUUGCGUCAGAGUAUUAAAGAGGGGAUUGUAAGAAUAUAAUCCUGAAUACUCCUAAACCUACUCUUGUAAAUGCGCGGCCCAAGGGUGACUGUCGUUUAGUGUAACAGUUUAGGGUUUACUUUAGGCCAGCUACAAUACGUGCUGCUCUGUACAUUUUGCACUUCCACAUGUUCUGUUCCCGUUUCAUAUCCUGAUUUUGUAUAUGUUUUCGUGUGAAACAUCCUGUUAACUGUGCAUAACUCUUGUGUGACCUUGACUGUGUGCAAAGCACAUUCUGUAAUUUUCCACUGCUGACACUCCCUGCGAGGAGUGUAUAUAAACGCCCCGACGCAGCUGCGCGUUGGGCACGGCUGAGAAUAAACCAGAUUGAUUUAA
Molecule: messenger RNA, 4220 nt
Organism: Neoarius graeffei (lesser salmon catfish)
Lineage: Eukaryota; Metazoa; Chordata; Actinopteri; Siluriformes; Ariidae
Product: protein NYNRIN-like
Exons: 3
Coding region: 331-2289 (652 amino acids)
Biological process (GO): DNA integration
Molecular function (GO): RNA stem-loop binding; RNA-DNA hybrid ribonuclease activity
Source: RefSeq, a predicted model, not a curated record